AUGAAAGCUUUAAUUCUCGUCGGAGGGUUUGGAACCCGUCUACGACCCCUCACCCUCACACUCCCAAAACCUCUGGUCGAAUUUGGCAAUCGUCCCAUGAUUCUCCAUCAAGUUGAAAGCUUGGCUGCAGCCGGCGUCACUGACAUUGUUUUGGCUGUUAAUUAUCGUCCCGAUAUUAUGGUGGCAGCUUUGAAAAAGUACGAAGAACAAUACAAUAUCAACAUCGAAUUCUCCGUCGAGUCUGAGCCCCUGGGUACCGCCGGUCCCCUGAAGUUGGCAGAAAAGAUCCUUGGCAAGGAUGACUCGCCAUUCUUCGUCCUAAACUCCGAUGUCAUUUGCGAAUACCCCUUUAAACAGCUGGCCGAGUUCCAUAGAGCACACGGCGACGAAGGCACAAUUGUGGUUACCAAGGUCGACGAACCAUCGAAGUACGGUGUCGUUGUUCAUAAGCCCAACCAUCCCUCGCGAAUUGACCGUUUCGUCGAAAAGCCUGUCGAGUUCGUCGGAAAUCGUAUCAACGCCGGUAUCUAUAUCCUCAACCCAAGCGUUUUGAACCGUAUUGAAUUGCGCCCAACUUCAAUUGAGCAAGAGACUUUCCCCGCCAUUGUCAAGGAGGGAAAAUUGCAUUCUUUCGACCUUGAAGGUUUCUGGAUGGACGUCGGCCAGCCUAAAGACUUUCUAAGCGGUACUUGCCUGUAUCUUACGUCGCUUGCCAAGCGAAACUCGAAGCUCCUUUCGCCUUCUUCCGAGCCUUUUGUGCACGGGGGCAAUGUGAUGGUCGACCCCUCUGCGAAGAUUGGCAAAAAUUGUCGCAUUGGUCCCAAUGUCGUGAUUGGUCCCAACGUUGUCGUCGGUGAUGGAGUACGACUUCAGCGAUGUGUUCUUCUUGAGAACAGUAAGGUCAAGGACCACGCCUGGGUCAAGUCGACCAUUGUCGGAUGGAACAGCUCCGUCGGCAAGUGGGCACGUCUAGAGAAUGUCACCGUUCUUGGUGACGAUGUCACCAUCGCCGAUGAGGUUUAUGUCAAUGGAGGAUCCAUUUUACCUCACAAGAGCAUCAAGCAGAAUAUUGAUGUACCCGCUAUCAUCAUGUAA
Talaromyces amestolkiae is the source of this 1095-nucleotide messenger RNA. RefSeq lists its product as uncharacterized. Gene Ontology annotation, biological process: cell wall mannoprotein biosynthetic process; GDP-mannose biosynthetic process. The record is from RefSeq and is a predicted model, not a curated record. The transcript has 5 exons. Gene Ontology annotation, cellular component: cytoplasm. The coding region runs from base 1 to 1095 and encodes 364 amino acids. Gene Ontology annotation, molecular function: GTP binding; mannose-1-phosphate guanylyltransferase (GTP) activity. NCBI's taxonomy places the organism in Eukaryota, Fungi, Ascomycota, Eurotiomycetes, Eurotiales, Trichocomaceae.